AUGAAUAUCGUUACAACAACAUCUCACCCAACAUCACUAUCAACUCUUGCUGAACUUGCGAAUCGCGAUUAUCAAAAUGGAAAUUAUGAACAAGCUGAACAACAUUGUCUCCAACUUUAUCGUCAAGAAUCGGAUAAUACAAGUUUACUAUUAUUAUUAAGUUCGAUUUAUUUUCAAAUGAAAAGAUAUGAUCAGUCAAUGUCAUUCAGUUUGCUUGCAACAAAAUUGAAUCCACGUUUAGCUGAAGCAUAUUCAAAUCUUGGUAAUGUUUACAAGGAAAAAGGAAUGUUAAAGGAAGCACUGGAACAUUAUAGGAAAGCAUUAGCUAUCAAACCUGAUUUUACUGACGGUUAUAUUAAUUAUUCAGCAGCACUCAUUUCUAAUGGAGAUAUGGAAGGCGCUGUGAAUGCCUAUGCGAGAGCACUACAAUAUAAUCCAGAUUUAUAUGGUGUUCGUAAUGAUCUUGGAAAUUUAUUAAAAGCUCUUGGACAUCUUGAAGAAGCAAAAGCAUGUUAUCUCAAAGCUAUCGAAAUACAGCCAAAUUUUGCUGUAGCUUGGAGUAAUCUUGGAUGUAUAUUUAAUUGUCAAGGAGAAACGUGGCUUGCUAUACAUCAUUUUGAAAAGGCUGUCGCAUUAGAUCCUAAUUUUCUUGAUGCUCAUAUCAACUUGGGAAAUGUAUUGAAAGAAGCGAGAAUAUAUGAUCGAGCUAUUAUGGCAUAUUUACGUGCGUUAAAUAUAGCUCCAAAUCAUCCAAUUAUUCAUGGUAAUUUGGCAUGUGUUUAUUAUGAACAAGGAUUUAUUGAUCUAGCAAUUGAAACAUAUAGACGUGCUAUUGAAAUUCAACCGAAUUUUCCCGAUGCAUAUUGUAAUCUGGCGAAUGCAUUGAAAGUACAAGGAAAAGUUUCUGAUGCUGAAGAAUGUUACAAUACAGCAUUACGUUUAUGUCCAACUCAUGCCGAUUCAUUAAAUAAUUUGGCUAAUAUUCGUCGUGAACAGGGUCAUGCUGAAGAUGCUAUUUUAUUAUACAAACGUGCUCUUGACGUGUUACCAGAAUUUGCUGCGGCUCAUUCAAAUUUGGCAUCGGUAUUACAGCAGCAAGGACGUCUUCAAGAUGCAUUACAACAUUAUAAAAACGCUAUCAGUAUACAGCCAACAUUUGCUGAUGCAUAUUCAAAUAUGGGCAAUACAUUGAAGGAAAUUGGUGACAUACAAAGUGCACUGCAAUGUUAUGCACGAGCAAUACAUAUCAAUCCUGCAUUUGCCGAUGCCCACAGCAAUCUGGCAUCGAUCCAUAAAGAUACAGGCAAUAUACCAGAUGCAAUAAAAUCAUAUAAAACAGCGUUGAAAUUAAAACCAGAUUUCCCGGAUGCUUAUUGUAAUUUAGCACAUUGUUUACAGAUUAUUUGUGACUGGACAGAUUAUGAUGCAAGAUUGAAGAAGAUUGCUGCUAUAGUGCAAGAACAGUUAGAUAAAAGUCGAUUGCCGAGCGUUCAUCCACAUCACAGUAUGCUAUAUCCAUUAACUGCAGAACAAAGACGAGGCAUAGCAGCACGACACGCAGUACUUUGUCUUGAAAGAAUUCAACUAUUGCAGAAAAAAUCUUUUGUAUACCCAAAAGAUCUCAAAUCAAGCUCUGGUCGAUUACGAAUAGGUUAUGUUAGUUCUGAUUUUUGUAAUCAUCCAACAGCUCAUCUCAUGCAAAGUAUUCCUGGUUUACAUGAUCGUACGAAGGUAGAAAUAUUUUGUUAUUCGUUAAGUCCAGAUGAUGGUACUGCAUUUCGUGCAAAAAUUCAACGUGGAGCUGAACAUUUUAUUGAUCUGUCAUCUGUUACAUGUAAUGGUCAAGCUGCUGAUCGUAUAUAUUCGGAUGGUAUUCAUAUUUUGGUAAAUUUAAACGGAUAUACAAGAGGUGCUAGAAAUGAACUUUUUGCGUUAAAACCAGCACCCAUCCAAGUUAUGUGGUUAGGAUAUCCGAAUACAAGUGGUGCAUCAUUUAUGGACUAUAUUAUAACAGACGCUGUUACAUCACCGAUGGAUUUAAGUGAACAAUAUACAGAAAAAUUAGCUUAUAUGCCGAAUACUUUUUUUAUUGGAGAUCAUAAACAUAUGUUUGUACAUAUGAUAGAAAAAGUGAUAGUCGAAGAUAAAAGUAAAAGAUCAGAUGGAGCUGAUAAUCGAUUGAUUGUGAAUGCAGCUGAUUUAAAACCAAUAUUAGAGAGAAGUGAUGUGAAGAAACUGGCUAUUAAAGUUUCUGAUAUUGGAAUAAAUUCUAAAAAUGAUCAUAACAUAAAAGAAGUCAUAACACCAAUUGUUGAAUUACCCCAAGCGACUGCUGUACAUCAUUUAUUAGCGCAAGGUCAUUGUGAAGUUAGUAUCAACGGUAUUGUAGCACAAAAUGGAACAACAACACUACAGACAAGUGGUCGUGCGGCGACAGGAGAAGAAGUGCCACAAACAGUGUUGUUAACAACUCGUACACAAUAUGGUUUACCAGAAGAUGCUAUUGUUUAUUGUAAUUUUAAUCAAUUAUACAAAAUAGAUCCAAAAACAAUGACUUGUUGGUGUAAUAUUCUUAGACGAGUGCCAAAUAGUGUGCUUUGGCUGCUACGUUUUCCAGCAGCGGGUGAAGAAAAUAUAGUGAAAUUCGCUCUUUUGAAUGGUAUUGAUACAUCAAAAUUAAUAUUCUCGAACGUAGCACCAAAAGAAGAACAUGUUCGUCGUGGGCAACUAGCCGAUAUAUGUCUUGAUACUCCGUUAUGCAAUGGACAUACAACAGGAAUGGACGUUCUUUGGGCUGGCACUCCAAUGAUAUCACUUCCACUUGAAACAUUAGCAUCACGUGUUGGUGCAUCAUUAUUAUAUACAUUAGGAUGUCCAGAAUUAGUUGCAAAUACCUAUGAUGAAUAUGAAAAUAUUGCUGUAAAUUUAGGAAAAGAUCGUACUUAUUUACAAUCUAUACGUGCUAAAGUAUGGUCAAGACGAUUAACAACUCCGUUAUUUGACACAGCAUUGUAUACAAAACAUUUGGAACAACUUUUUUGGGAAAUGUGGCAACGUUAUGAAAAAAAUUUAUCACCAGAUCAUAUUGUCAACGUUAGCUAG
Didymodactylos carnosus is the source of this 3102-nucleotide messenger RNA. The record is from the annotation of a GenBank genome assembly. Lineage: Eukaryota; Metazoa; Rotifera; Eurotatoria; Philodinida; Philodinidae.